Messenger RNA from Eremothecium gossypii ATCC 10895, 126 nucleotides. It is a transcript of the gene OST4, whose product is annotated as olichyl-diphosphooligosaccharide--protein glycotransferase OST4. Lineage: Eukaryota; Fungi; Ascomycota; Saccharomycetes; Saccharomycetales; Saccharomycetaceae. The record is from RefSeq and is marked provisional. The transcript has a single exon. The coding region runs from base 1 to 126 and encodes 41 amino acids.
AUGAUAACCGAUAGCCAAUUGAAUAACCUUGCUAUCUCAUUUGGGUUAGCAAUGUUUGCCUCGAUAGUGUUAUACUAUUUCGUAUGUUCUAUGUCGGGAGACGAUACAGAAAAUAAGAAGUCCUGA